AUGACUUCCUCCAAGGGAUACGGACUCUAUGAACCGUUCGAUCUUCUAUCCACCAUCCAUCAGACCUAUAGUGAUUCUAAGAUAAUCGUGGUGGCUUGCCUGGCAUCCUGGCUUCUCUGUCGUCUGAACUUCCGCUUUAUCUGGCUUGUAUUCAUUCUCGCCUGCUGCCGGACUCAAUACGAGGUCUCCAUCCGCCGUGUGGAACGUGUGAUCCGAGACGAAGUGCGCCGAUAUCAUUCACGAGAUACACUCCAGCGUGGCGAAAGUGUCGAAUGGGUGAACGGCAUUGUGGGCAGACUGUGGCAUCUCUACGAACGGCGGAUCUGCGAUGAGCUCGUGCGAUACGUCAACAGUGAACUGGCGCGGAAGGGAGCUGUUGAAGGCAAUCCCCAACGAGUGGUGAUACACAAUCUGGAGGUCAUUGAGCAACCGCUGCGCAUCAACAAAGUCAGAGUCAUUCCCAAACCGGAGUCGCCCAAUUUCAUUCUGGAAGGAGAGUUCUCUGUCAACAUCCAGCACCCGAAUGCACACCAACAUUUACAUUUUCUUGAUACACCACUGCUUGACAUGAGCAUCGUCCACGAACACCCCGACCGGAAACACCAUGAUAUGGCGGUACAUGUCAAGCAGUUCACGGGUUCGGGGACGGUACAGUUCGAAUUCGAUUUCGAGUCAUCCCGACCGCACCUUCUCCAGCCACACUUUGAAAUCCCCGAAAAGCCGCACAUGGACUGUACGAUCAAAACGAUCAGCCACCAUCAUUUCCCUUUCCACUUUGCGCACCACGUCGACUGGCGAAAGGUGGUUGAACGGCAAAUUCGGGAGGGGAUCCACAGAGUCUUCCACCAACCGCUCCCUUUGCCGUUCAACGUGCUGGGCGAGGGACUGAUGCUCAAGAUCAUGACUGGUUUGUGGUACUGGCAUCGCUACCGAGACGGUGAAGGCUGGCUGUGA
This is a messenger RNA of Aspergillus chevalieri, 954 nucleotides long. RefSeq lists its product as uncharacterized. NCBI's taxonomy places the organism in Eukaryota, Fungi, Ascomycota, Eurotiomycetes, Eurotiales, Aspergillaceae. Bases 1 to 954 code for a protein of 317 amino acids. The transcript has a single exon. The record is from RefSeq and is a predicted model, not a curated record.